This is a messenger RNA of Caenorhabditis briggsae, 933 nucleotides long. RefSeq names its product Protein CBR-SRX-115 (gene Cbr-srx-115). Lineage: Eukaryota; Metazoa; Nematoda; Chromadorea; Rhabditida; Rhabditidae. The transcript has 5 exons. The record is from RefSeq and is a predicted model, not a curated record. The coding region runs from base 1 to 933 and encodes 310 amino acids.
AUGAUCGAGUUCCGAUAUUUUGCCGCUUCUGUGAUGCUUGUGAUGAGUCUUGCUGUAAUCUGUCUCAACGGCUUGGUGAUCCAUCGAAUGUAUCGAGAAUGCGAGGGUUUUCACAAGAUCUGUAUUAACAAGGCUAUCGCUAACAUUUUGAUUGCUACAGCUUUUCUCGUCUGGGCCGCUCCAUGCUCAUUUUUAAACUAUCUCUACCUUCCUGAUUAUUUCAAUGUAUUUUUUGGCCAAAUCGUCGGUUGGGGACCGUAUUUGAUGUCUGGUCCGUUUACUCAAUUGUGCUUAACUGUUAAUCGAGCUGUGGCAGUAUCCUGUCCCUAUUGGUUCAACAAAAAACACAAGUUCCUCUGGACAAAAGUCUCAUUGGGUGGAUUAUGGAUGCUUUCAAUAGUAAUGUCACUUCCAGCAAUGAUGGACGGUUGCAGUUACAUAUUCUUCGUUGAGAAUGUCUCCUGGAGCCCAACGGAUACAAUAUGCUCGAGAAAUCUCUCACAAUAUGUCACAAAUCUUGUCCUCCUCAUGGCUAUCAUUUCAUUAAGUAUCAAUAUGAUUACCAUUAUUAAAAUUGCGAUUGGGUUGGGUGGUGGAGUGAUGGAUCAGAAUCUCUCGAAGACUAGAAAACGAAAAAGAAGGAACAUGUUCAUUCAGUGUGUCAUUCAGGAUUGUACCCAUACCACAGAUUGUAUGCUGAACACAUAUGUCUACACAUUUUAUUCGGCUCAAUGGUUUCAGUUUUUGUGUGGUGCAGUUUCAGCAUUGACUGUAGUUAUGAUGGAUGGAUUGCUCAUGUCAAUGUUCUACACUAGAUCAUCACCACAAACUCCAAGCUGUGAUCCACCAUCAAAAUCAAAUCGGUUUUCGCCAUUCUAUAGUCCAGCACCAAACGAAAAAAUGACAAACAUAAUUAGGACAACUAUUCUCUGA